GGACUAUUUGGGCAAUUUACUCAAAGAAUAAUCUUCCGCAAGUGAGCCAGAUAAGAUCGAAGAACCUCUUUUUUUGAGUUUAAGCUUUAUCGAUUACUAUCAUUCGUAUUAAUUGUUAAUUAAUAUUAUUAUUGUUUUCCCCAAAUUGUGAUUAAACAAAAUCUUUAGCUGUACCCAAGGAAUCAGUUCAAAGCCGGUGGAAAAGAGCUUAUGCAAAGCAAAGCUGCGAAGGUAAAGCCUUUACCAAUUCUCGCAUUUCUCUUUCGGUUCAAUCCGUUUGGUUCUUCUUAGAAAACCCACACUCUACCCACCAGCACUUCGACUAUUGGCUCCUCCAGGUUUGAGUUUACAAGUAAGUUUCGAUGGCCAACAAGCCUAAACCAAGAUCACGGCAACUGUCUGUUUACCUUUACAUUCCAAAUAUUAUUGGUUAUAUAAGAAUUCUCUUGAAUUGCUAUGCUUUUGCUCGAUGCUUUUCCAGCAAAAGACUUUUUGCUGUUCUUUAUUUCCUAAGCUUUGUUUGUGAUGCUUUGGAUGGUUGGUGUGCUCGCAAAUUCAACCAGGCUUCAACAUUUGGAGCUGUUUUGGACAUGGUAACGGAUAGGAUUAGCACUGCUUGUCUACUGGUUAUACUUUCUCAAGUGUAUAGGCCUAGCUUGGUUUUCUUGUCAUUGCUAGCCUUAGAUAUUGCUAGCCAUUGGCUGCAGAUGUACAGUACAUUCCUAGUGGGUAAGGCUAGUCAUAAAGAUGUGAAAGACAGCUCCAGUUGGCUUUUCAAGCUCUACUAUGGAAAUCGGAUGUUUAUGGGUUUUUGUUGUGUGGCUUGUGAGGUUCUUUACAUAACCUUAUUUCUUAUCGCAAAGAACCAUACUGAGAAUUUGAUGGCUGUUAUAGUGACUACCCUGAAACAGGGCUCGCCUCUUUCUUUUCUAGUUGCUUUAAGUUUACUUGGGUGCUCAAUCAAGCAGGUCAUCAAUUUUAUACAGAUGAAGACAGCAGCAGAUGCGUGUGUGCUUUACGACACUGAAAAAAAACAGAAGCCCUGAUUGAUUUCAAUUUUUUAUGUCAAGAGCAGAGUUUUGUUUCUGGCCUCGAGUGCUUAAUAUUUGACAGUAAGGUAUAGAUGUUGAGACUGGUAACUCGAAUCACUUCUCUGAUGUCCAUAUGGAGAGUGGAAGGUGCAAUUGCAAUAAUAGAAAUUGUUUGGGGUGACACAGUAUCUUGACAUUUUCUGUUUUUCAAAACAUGGAUGCAAUCAUGCAACUGAUCACAUGGCUUGUGUGCUUUUGCCUGAUCAACAGCUUGGUGUUGACGAUGAUGAUGAUGUUUUUAACAUGUGGCUCUGGGGCUUAAAUGUGUUUUGUCUACUGACUGCGGGUGUAUGAAUACUGUUUUGCUCAA
This is a messenger RNA of Theobroma cacao (cacao), 1401 nucleotides long. RefSeq names its product CDP-diacylglycerol--inositol 3-phosphatidyltransferase 1. NCBI's taxonomy places the organism in Eukaryota, Viridiplantae, Streptophyta, Magnoliopsida, Malvales, Malvaceae. Gene Ontology annotation, molecular function: CDP-diacylglycerol-inositol 3-phosphatidyltransferase activity. Gene Ontology annotation, biological process: phosphatidylinositol biosynthetic process. Gene Ontology annotation, cellular component: Golgi apparatus; membrane. The record is from RefSeq and is a predicted model, not a curated record.